This is a messenger RNA of Phaethon lepturus (White-tailed tropicbird), 1728 nucleotides long. RefSeq names its product DENN domain-containing protein 1A-like. The transcript is spliced from 4 exons. Gene Ontology annotation, biological process: endocytic recycling; endocytosis. The annotation marks the transcript as partial. Gene Ontology annotation, cellular component: clathrin-coated vesicle; cytosol. Lineage: Eukaryota; Metazoa; Chordata; Aves; Phaethontiformes; Phaethontidae. Gene Ontology annotation, molecular function: guanyl-nucleotide exchange factor activity; phosphatidylinositol phosphate binding. The record is from RefSeq and is a predicted model, not a curated record.
CAGCAAAGACUCCGUCCGCCUCGGCCACCGCCUCCAAAGAUACAGCGUUCAUCUAGGCCCGUUCGCCCGCCAAGACCUCAUGUUGUUAAGAGGCCCAAGAGCAAUAUUGCUGUGGAAGGACGAAGGACCUCAGUUUCUAGUCCAGAACAGCCUCAACCGUACCGGGCCCUGAAAGAAUCUGAUAGUGCUGAUGGGGAAGAGGCAGCCAGUCCAGAAAAAUCAAAAGAGCCUCUGCCUCCAAGCCCUUUGCUCUCAAGUAAGGCCACAGAAAUCAACCUUCUUGAAGACAUUUUCCCUAACUUGGAAGUAGAAACGCAGCCUCAGCCUCUCAGCCAAGCCAAGAGCCUAGAAGACCUGCGGACUCCCAAAGAAGAGGGAGAUCAGCGAUGCACAUUUGAUUACCAGAGAAUGGAUCUUGGUGUUUCUGAGAGGAACAGGAUUAUGCCAACCAUGAAGCUGUCUCACCCUUACAACAAGCUGUGGAGUAUGGGCCAUGAUGAUAUGGCUAUUCCUACCAAGUAUUCCCAAAGCUCACCGGAAAGGCCCUUGACUGCACUUGGUAACAUGCCACCAAUCACAAGAAGACCCCGCAGCAGAGACAGCAUUCUGGCUCCUGCAGAAAAGGAUGAAUCAAAUCCUGCCAUUCAAGGAAACAUCACCAUUCCUAGGCCACAGGGAAGAAAGACUCCUGAACUGGGGAUAGUACCACCACCACCAGCGCCCAGGGCUGCCAAGCAUCAGACUCCAGCUGGGCCAACAGAAAUUCUCACCACCCAUGCUACAGGACGUAGCCAUUUGGUUUCAGAUCUUAUGCCAGAGCCCUUUGGAGUUGGUAGUGUGUCCUUAGACCCUGAAAUUCAGCAGUCUGUGAAUUAUUCCUCUCAUCCGUCUCUGCUUUUGUCCAGUGCUACCAGCACUGCUGACAUGCUGCAGCCUGUCAAGGUGAAAACAGAUAAUACAGGUAGUGAAAGCGACUACCUUCUUAACCUCCUGGAUCCGUUAAAAACAGCCAGCUGGCAAAGCAGUGGCCCACAGCAAAGUCCCCACAGCCUGCAAAGCUCAGCCACUCCACCUUCUGCAGCUGGCUUUGUCUCAGUGGCAAGUGACUUUGUGCCUCCUCCAGCUGCACCAUUUGUCCAGCCACUUAGUUAUCCUUCCCCAGCAGCACCACGUUUUUUACAGCCAUCUUCUAAUCCAUUUACACAAACAGUGCCAGGAGCCCUUUCAGUGUCUCUAGUUAGACCCCCAAGGGGCUCUUUCACCCCCUCUUUAGGUCAUGCUUAUAGCUCUAGCUUCAUAACGCCUAAUUCUAGCUUCUACCCACCACAAAGACCUCAACCAAACAUUUCAACACUAUCCAUGCCAAACUUGUUUAGCCAGGCUGCCCCUGUGCCACCAGCUGGCUCCUUAUUGCUGCAGAGCCACAGCCCUUCUCCAACAAGCUCUCUACAGCCAGCAUGUUUAAGUGGUCCUUCUAAAACCAGAACAUUACAGGUGGGCCAGUCCAGCUCAAAGGUAGAUCCCAAACAAGCACUAGCUCUCCUGUCUAAUGAACCCCCUUUGAUCCCUUCCAGGCCAGCUAAGGUCUUAGAGUCAGUGUUACUAUCCUCAAAAUCUGAGGAGACAAAAGAUCCAUUUGAAGAUUUGUUGAAAAAGACAAAGCAAGAUGUGUCAUCCACACCAGGUAAGGUUGAACAACUCAGAAAGCGAUGGGAAACCUUUGAGUAA